Messenger RNA from Cajanus cajan (pigeon pea), 1571 nucleotides. RefSeq names its product chalcone synthase. Gene Ontology annotation, molecular function: acyltransferase activity, transferring groups other than amino-acyl groups. The record is from RefSeq and is a predicted model, not a curated record. Lineage: Eukaryota; Viridiplantae; Streptophyta; Magnoliopsida; Fabales; Fabaceae. Gene Ontology annotation, biological process: polyketide biosynthetic process.
UCCUCAAACCACAAACAUAAACCCUUCCAACACCAACCCUGCUAGUAAAUGGUGACGGUGGAGGAAAUCCGCAGCGCCCAGCGCGCUCAUGGCCCCGCCACCAUCUUGGCCUUGGGCACCGCCACUCCCUCCAACUGCAUCUCCCAAGCCGAUUACCCCGACUACUACUUCCGCAUCACUAACAGCCAACACAUGACCGACCUCAAAGAAAAGUUCAAACGCAUGUGUGAAAAGUCGAUGAUAAAGAAGCGAUACAUGCACCUGACGGAGGAGUUUCUGAAGGAGAAUCCCAACAUUUGCGCCUACAUGGAACCGUCGCUGGACGCCAGGCAGGACAUAGUAGUGGUGGAGGUUCCGAAGCUGGGGAAAGAAGCGGCGACCAAGGCGAUAAAGGAAUGGGGUCAACCAAAGUCAAAGAUCACGCACCUCGUCUUCUGCACCACUUCCGGCGUCGACAUGCCCGGAGCUGAUUAUCAGCUCACCAAGCUUCUCGGCCUGAGACCCUCCGUCAAGCGACUUAUGAUGUAUCAACAGGGUUGCUUCGCCGGCGGCACCGUCCUCCGCCUCGCCAAGGACCUCGCCGAGAACAACAAGGGCGCUAGGGUUCUCGUCGUCUGCUCCGAGAUCACCGCCGUCACGUUCCGCGGCCCCUCCGAGACCCACCUCGACUCGCUCGUCGGCCAGGCGCUCUUCGGCGACGGCGCCGCCGCGGUGAUUGUCGGCGCGGACCCCGACUUGGCCGUGGAGCGCCCGCUCUUCGAGCUGGUGUCGGCGGCGCAGACGAUUCUCCCCGACUCCGACGGCGCCAUCGACGGGCACCUCCGCGAGGUGGGGCUGACGUUCCACCUUCUGAAGGACGUUCCAGGAAUCAUAUCGAAGCACAUCCAGAAGAGUCUGGCGGACGCUUUUGCCCCCAUUGGGAUAAACGAUUGGAACUCGCUGUUCUGGAUCGCGCACCCGGGUGGACCGGCGAUUCUGGACCAGGUGGAGGAGAAGCUCCGGCUCAAACCGGAGAAGCUCCGGUCCACGCGGCACGUGCUGAGCGAGUACGGAAACAUGUCGAGCGCGUGCGUGUUGUUCAUUCUGGACGAGGUGCGGAAGAGAUCCAAAGAGGAAAAGAAGGGCACCACAGGGGAAGGGUUAGAGUGGGGCGUGUUAUUCGGGUUCGGGCCGGGUCUCACCGUCGAAACCGUUGUUCUUCAUAGCGUUCCCUUGGAGGGUUGACACGUGGGGCCCAGUGGAAGGUAGAAUAGUGGAAGUGGUGAUUAAUAAGGAAACCUUGAGAAAUCGGGGAUCAGUGUAGUGUGGAGUGUGAUAUUAAUACUGUUGUUGAUGGUUUUAAUUGGGGAUUUAUGGUAUCAUAAUGCGGGAGAAGAAUUCAUUACCUAGUAUGGAGCGAUCGUGAUUGUGGGUGAUGUUGUGUUGUUACUAUGUAUACUGGGCGUUCAAUUGGGUAGUGCUGCGUGUGUAGUUUAUGAUCCAUGGACUUGUGUCGCCAUACCUACCUGCUGUUCUUCAUGUGAGGUGUUUAGACAUUGACAUGCAUUAAUGGUUUUAAUUAUCACGUAAAA